AUGAAAGGAUGUCAGGAAAAUAUUUGUAAACAUGUGAGAGAACCAGAAACUUGUAAACAUUCCUGUAUUUAUUUACAUGAAAUAUAUCGAAAUAAACCUGGAAUUUGUCCUAAUAAUUCACAUUUGGCUCCUUUUAAUGAAUGUACAGCAUUAUGUCACUUAGAUGGUGACUGUCCGGAAACGAAGAAAUGCUGUGUUGAAGGUUGCAGUAGACAAUGCUUAAAACCACGUGGAAAAGAUUUGAAUCUUUUGCCAAUUCCUACCAGUAUCAGUGUUCAGGAACGGAAACGGAAAAGGUCAGUAAUUGUUCGAUGGGUGAUGCAACAAAUGAGUCGCUCACAGACAAAUUCAAAUGCUAAUUUAUAUGUAAUACAAUGGAGAUGGAGUUUACAUAAAGAUGGUACUUCAAUAAGCGAUUGGCAAACAAUUGUUACUAGGAAUAAAAUGUAUGCUAUUUUAAAGCAUUUACUUGCACCUGGUAGAUAUUAUAUGUUUCGUGUAGCAGCUGUUAAUACCUAUGGUAGUUUGGGUUUCUCAAAAAGUAGUCAACCAUUUAAACUUUCAAAAGAACCUCAAGCACCUGGACAACCACUUGAUUUAACAUUGGAUAAAUCAGAAAUUGAUGAACAAAAUUUUUGGAAACAACGAAUCAAAUGGAAUCCACCGCUUUCUGAAUUACCAAUCAAAAAUUACAUUCUUUCAUGGCAAAAAUCAACAUUACAACAAGCAAUUGCAUAUGAUAAAAUGUUAAAACGACGAUUAAAUAUUGAAAAACAAGAAAAACGAUCAGCGACAGAUGACGAUGACAACGACGCCGACGACGAUGACGACGACGAGGACAUUGAUGACAAUAACGAUGGCUUUGUGGAUCGUGAACGAAUGUCAGUUGUGAUACCAGCAUAUCAUUCAUAUGCUGAUAUCAGUCAAUUACAACUUCAAUCUGUUUAUUUAGUUGAAAUUUACGCUAUAGUUGACUCAUCAGAUGGUGAAUUACACGGUGAAAAAGCAAUAAUUUACGUGAAAACUGGCGCAAUGAACGUUAAUAAAGAUGGAUAUGAUAGUAAUAAUACUACCAUAACUACAACGAUUCAAUCUCAGCAAAUGAAAUUAGAAUCUGAAAAUAAACUGCAAAAUAAUAGAUUGGAAAAUUUAUCUGAUAUCAGAACUGAUAUGAAAAUGGAAAUGUUGGACGUUAGAGCACCAUAUUUUGAUGAUAAUAAUUUAAAAACUGUAGUAAGUUGGUUCAGAAAUGGUUUAUGUAAUGGAACAAGAGUCAAAUAUACAGUAAGAUGGCGUUUAUUAAUGUGUCAAACAAAAGAUGUUAGUAAACGUAUCACUUAUUAUGAUCUUGAUUCAUCUGGUGAAGAUUGGGCGCAAAUGGAAGUUCAAGAAUGUGUCGCAGUAUUGGAAGAUCUUGAUUUUAAAUGCUCAUAUAAUGUUGAACUUGUUAGCACUAAUGCCAAAAAGAUUAUUGCAAAAGGUCAUUUUGAGACACAAAGUUGCGAGAAAACUCCAUCAACAAUUACUCUAAUUUGUAAUGAUCAAUCAAUUUCUCAAUCACUCGUCUGCAUGACUAAUUGGAGAAAUAAUUCGGUACAAUGCAGUUGGAAAAGUAAUAAUAAUAAUAAUAAUGUCACAGGAAAAAAUGUUGGUUAUCGAAUUGUACUUAGUAAAUCUGAUGAAGUGAACAAUCAAAUAAUAAUUAUUCCACCACAAACUACCACAAUUCAAUUUGAUAAACUUGAACCGGAUCGUGAUUACUUUGUUCAUGUACAAACGAUUACAAGUAAUGGUGUUGGUAAUACAUUAACAACAUCAUUUCGAAUUAAUCGAAAUAAGACUUCCGAGAAAUAUUCAACAGUUUUUUCAUCUGAUUAUCGUCGAAAUAAUACUUUAUCUCAUAUUAGUAACAUAAUUGUGGAUCAUACAAAUAAUGAUCAAAUAUCACAGAAUAUUGAUUUGCAAUCAGUGAUGGAGGAAGAUAAUGAAUUUUUGUAUAAUGAUGAAAGGUUUCCAGGUGCUACAAUACUUGAAUUACCAUUAGAAAGUGUUGCAUCAGAUGUAAUCAGGUGGACAACUUUUUAUUUCAUUUGUAUCAGUAUAUUGUUAAGAUAUUUGUUAUUUACUGAUAAUACAUUAUGA
Molecule: messenger RNA, 2142 nt
Organism: Brugia pahangi
Lineage: Eukaryota; Metazoa; Nematoda; Chromadorea; Rhabditida; Onchocercidae
Source: the annotation of a GenBank genome assembly